UCAAAAUGGAGGAGAAGCCAUUUCAGUGUUCUGAAUGCGAUAAAUCCUUUACAAAGAAGGCAAAUCUGAUCAAACACCAGAUAGUUCACACUGGAGAGAAGCCAUUUGAGUGCCCCGAAUGUGACAAAACCUUUACCCAGAAGAGUAACCUCAACUUACACAUGAGCAUUCACACCGGAGCCAAGCUGUAUCGGUGUUCAGAUUGUGGCAAAGAUUUUCGAGUGAAGGCAAAUCUGAUCACACACCAGAGGGUUCACACUGGAGAGAAACCGUAUCCGUGUUCUGAAUGUGGCAAUGCUUUCACGUCAAAGUCACAGCUUACCAGACACCAGAGGAGUCACACC
Messenger RNA from Staurois parvus, 344 nucleotides. The record is from the annotation of a GenBank genome assembly. NCBI's taxonomy places the organism in Eukaryota, Metazoa, Chordata, Amphibia, Anura, Ranidae.